AAUCUGUGAAUAGGUCUCUGGUCUCUUUAUUUGUUUCUUGCUACUUGUUUACAGAAUUACAGUUAAUCUUCCUCAGCUCUACGCUUUGCUCGGUUGUCCUUAAUCUUUCUUCACCGGCGGCCGUAGCAUCUGUACCAGGGUGAGAAUGGGACCAGGAGGUCCUGGAGGACCAGGUUGGGGUCCUGGCCCUGGAUGGGCACCAGCGCCAUUUGGUGGAGAUGGUCCAUUACCUGGACCCUUGGGUAUUCUGGGGGCACUUGGGAAUGGUUUGUGCAAUUUUGCAUCUUCAUGCUUGUCCUUCUUAUGUUGUUGCUGGUUGCUACAAGAUUGCUUUGGCGGACCUGGUGGACCGAUUGGCCCUCCACCACCACCACCACCACCACGUUUCUGACUAUAGUUAUAUGGUUCUACAGAAUGGAGGGUUGUUUCUCCGUUUCUCUUACUUUAAUAUGUUCAACAAAGCUAAUUUCGUAUCCCCCUGCACCCGUGAUCCAUUAUUAUAUAGUAAAAAUCAGCUCUUUUCCAUCCUAAUUAGUUAUGUAUUUUGUAUCCCUGCCCUGCAUCCAUCAUCCAUGAUUAUAAAUAUAAAGUAAAAAGAGCUCUCUUUGAUCUUCAUUUGUUUAA
Papaver somniferum (opium poppy) is the source of this 624-nucleotide messenger RNA. RefSeq names its product cuticle collagen 2-like. The transcript is spliced from 2 exons. NCBI's taxonomy places the organism in Eukaryota, Viridiplantae, Streptophyta, Magnoliopsida, Ranunculales, Papaveraceae. The record is from RefSeq and is a predicted model, not a curated record. Bases 146 to 391 code for a protein of 81 amino acids.